Molecule: messenger RNA, 894 nt
Organism: Physella acuta
Lineage: Eukaryota; Metazoa; Mollusca; Gastropoda; Physidae
Product: alpha-aminoadipic semialdehyde synthase, mitochondrial-like
Cellular component (GO): cytoplasm
Molecular function (GO): saccharopine dehydrogenase activity
Source: RefSeq, a predicted model, not a curated record
UAUUAUGUUUGCAUGAUACAAAUGAUGAUUUGAAGACCUUAAAUUUUUUUAGAAAUUGAACAACCCCAAAUGUAAAUGGCAACAGAGAGAGUUUUGGUGUUGGGGGCUGGUCAUGUUGUUGGUCCAGCAGUGCAGUAUCUGACUAGAGAACCCAGAACUUCUGUCACUGUUGUUUCACAGUUCCAGGAGGAGCUUGACAAUAUAAAACAAAAAUUUCCUGGUGUGCACACAGUUCAGAUGGACUUGAGCUUAGGUUAUUCAGAGCUGGAGAGACAUUUAGACAAUCAUGAUAUUGUCAUCAGCUUGCUUCCAUGCCACUUCCAUCCAGACAUCGCAAAGCUGUGCAUCCAACACAAGAAAAGCAUGUUGACUGCUAGUUAUGUUAGUCCAGAAAUGAAAGAGCUACAUCAUGUGGCAAAAGAAGCAGGAAUCACCAUCUUGAAUGAAGUUGGUCUUGAUCCAGGUAUUGACCACAUGCUAGCUAUUCAGUGUAUUGAUGAAGUACAGAAAGCAGGUGGAAAGAUAACUUCAUUCUCAUCUUACUGUGGUGGACUCCCAGCUCCAGAAAACAAUGAUACUCCUCUUCUUUAUAAAUUCAGUUGGUAUCCUAAAGGUGCACUUAUGAACCUCAUGUCAUCAGCAAAGUAUCUUAAAAAUGGCAGUAUAGUUGAAGUGCCUGGAAAAGGUGGCUUGCUAGAUGCAGUUGAAAAUCUCACCUUCAUGCCUGGUUUAAAUUUGGAAGGUUUCCCCAACAGAGACUCAACUGUGUAUGCUACUGAGUAUGGGAUUGAAUCUGCUCAUACAAUAUAUAGAGGAACUAUACGUUACAAGAAAAUUGUGAUAAGUUAUUCAAUUGUAUUGUUGAGGGUUCGACUGAAGCUGUUAAAGGUUUGA